Molecule: messenger RNA, 1437 nt
Organism: Vanessa tameamea
Lineage: Eukaryota; Metazoa; Arthropoda; Insecta; Lepidoptera; Nymphalidae
Gene: MCU
Product: calcium uniporter protein, mitochondrial
Exons: 8
Coding region: 40-1164 (374 amino acids)
Biological process (GO): mitochondrial calcium ion homeostasis; calcium import into the mitochondrion
Cellular component (GO): uniplex complex; mitochondrial inner membrane
Molecular function (GO): calcium channel activity; uniporter activity
Source: RefSeq, a predicted model, not a curated record
UAUAGAUGGAUUGGGCGGGUGUACAUAAGUAGUGUAAAGAUGGCGUCGACGGUGUGUGUGUCUAGGUGCCGACUUUUAGCUAAAUUAGAAAUAAAUCGUGGUUUGUGUUUAUCACCAAUAUUACGAGAUUUGUCAAAUAACAGAGAAUCGUGGUGUCGGCGAUGGCGGCCAACGCGUCGUUCGUUUUUCACAGGCGUAUGUUUGCAUGGAUCCAAAACGGCACCUACAAAACUGGAUCCCGAAAAUUCUGACGAAGUGUUAGUGACGUACCGGCGUGGUUUACCGGUGAUAACAGUGCCGCUGCCGUCUCGUCGCGAACGCUGCCGGUUCACACUUCGCCCUGUUUCGCAGACCGUCGGUGACCUUCUCGAACAGGUUAAGGCGGAAGAUCGCGGCGUGGAGCGUGCGGUCGCGCUCGCAGCGGAUGAACGGGUUCGCAUCGCGGCCAGCGACACGGUCGAGUCGUUAUUGGAAAAUGACUUCCGACUGCUCAUAAAUGACACCGAGUACUACGUUAAAAGUCCACCGCAGGAACGCCUAAGCAAUGAAGAGAUCACCAGAUUGAGCGACGUACGUAACCUCGUCAAUCAAUUGUAUGAAGCGCUGAAUAUGCGUGAACACCAGAUUCGUAAGGAAAGGGAACUCCGAUCGCAGCUGGAAAAGUUAUCCGCUGAACUGCAGCCGCUUGAAGAGAAACGCAUGUCCCUAGAAAUGGAGACGACUCGCCACACAUCUGCUCUGACCUGGGUGGGUCUGGGUUUGAUGGGCGUGCAAUUUGGAGUUUUGGCGAGGCUCACCUGGUGGGAGUACUCUUGGGACAUAAUGGAACCCGUCACGUACUUCGUUACGUAUGGCACCGCUAUGGCUGCCUAUGCGUACUUCGUUCUUACUAAACAGGAAUACAUACUGCCAGAUGUAAAAGAUAGACAGCAUCUUCUUACUUUGCACAAGAAGGCGAAAAAGAUUGGACUUGAUAUUGUCCAGUAUAACAAUUUGAAAGAUGAGAUGGAUAAGCUCCAAAAGGACCUUGCGCGUCUCCGCGACCCCCUGCACAUCCACUUACCUCCAUCAAACACAUACAAGAUAGACGACAUCAAACGAUCACCCUUGACCAAAAUAAAGGACAUGCUAGAAGGGACGACCAAGAAGAUGAAAAUCACGUAAUACACGUUGUUUUAAUCGUUGUAUGACAUUUUAGGUAGAGCUUGUUGAUUCUAUUUUGACCGGUGCAUUUUAAGUUUGAACGUUGAACUAUAUAGUACUGAUAUUGAGUUAGCACUGAACUACGAACUGUAUCUUUUUUUAUAAAGAAUGGCUUACGUAUGUGUAGGAUUUCGUGACAUAUUUUACAAUUUACAUAUUUAUAAAACAUACGUGACAUUGCAUUGAUAGAAUGAAGUAGGUAUGUUUUAUAAUUCAUAAAAUAAUUGAAAAUGU